AUGCCGCGCGAUCCUCUGAUAGGACUGGUGGGAAAGCCAUCCAGCGGGAAGUCAACCACGUUGAAUAGCUUGACAGAUGCAAGUUCUAAAGUCGGUGAAUUCACUACUAUCGAUCCGCAACGGGCAAUCGGUUACCUCCAGAUCGACUGCGCCUGCAAGCGAUACGGCCUGACGGAUAAAUGCAAGCCAAACUACGGAGGAUGUCACGAGGGACGGAGAUCAGUGCCGAUCGAGUUAUUGGAUGUCGCUGGUCUGGUUCCUGGUGCGCAUGAGGGCAAGGGACUGGGGAAUAAGUUCCUGGACGACCUACGACAUGCCGAUGCUCUGAUUCACGUGGUGGACGUUAGCGGGACAACGGAUGCUGAAGGAAAGGCAACACGAGGAUACGACCCGUCUAAUGAUAUUGUGUGGCUGCGAUCCGAGAUCGUAAGAUGGAUUGAAGGGAACCUGAUGCAGAAAUGGGGGUCCAUCAAGAGGAGACAUCUUGCCGUCAAGGCGACCGCCGUCGAGACGUUGCAACAGCAAUUUUCCGGUUACGGAAGUACCUCGCAGACUGUCCAACGUUGUCUGGAUCGAGCACAGAUAAAGGAGCCACUUGAGCACUGGUCAGACGAGACGGUCGAGAAAGUCGUCAACGCAUUCACCGACGAGAAGUUUCCUACCGUGUUUGCAUUGAAUAAAAUCGAUCAUCCGGACGCGGACAAGAACAUAAGCAAGAUUUCCAGGAUGCAGGAUCCGAAGUCCAUCGUUCUCUGCUCGGCCAUAUCCGAAGUCUUCCUUCGGAGACUGGCAAAACAAGGCUAUGUCAAGUACGUGGAAGGUAGUGAAUUUGUCGAUACCAGGGAGGACCUCAUCGAAAUGGGAGAUCCUGAGGGCGGUGGCCUUAAAGAAAUGGAUGAAAAGUUGAAAACUCGCGUGGAAAAUCUGAAAGAUAUGGUAUUGUAUCGCUUUGGGUCCACCGGAGUUGUCCAGUGUCUAUCGCGAGCAGCAGAACUGCUAGGGCUCGUGCCUGUAUUUCCUGUCAAGAACAUUCACACAUUUUCUUCAGCAGCCGGCGGCGCCAACGCGGUAUUCAGGGACUGUGUACUGGUUAAGAAGAACAGCACUGUGGGUGAUGUGGCCCGCAAGGUUAUGGGUGACGUCCCCAUUGCCUAUGUUGAAGGCGCUGGAGGUGUGAGGGUGUCAGAAGAUGAAAUUGUAGAGGUUGGGAAACACGACGUACUCUCUUUCAAAGUCGGUCGAUAGUACCCGGCCGAUGUUUCAUUAUCUAAUGUACACUCUCAAGCCAUAAUGAUGAAUAUAGAAACGAGACUUAUCAAUGAUGCAAUGUAGCUCCCGGAAAAUAGAACAGAGGUGGUGC
Messenger RNA from Paecilomyces variotii, 1360 nucleotides. Its product is annotated as GTP-binding protein. Gene Ontology annotation, cellular component: cytoplasm. The transcript is spliced from 10 exons. Bases 1 to 1245 code for a protein of 414 amino acids. Lineage: Eukaryota; Fungi; Ascomycota; Eurotiomycetes; Eurotiales; Thermoascaceae. The record is from RefSeq and is a predicted model, not a curated record. Gene Ontology annotation, molecular function: ATP hydrolysis activity; GTP binding.